ACGAAAACUGUUUUGACACCUGUCUUUAGAUGUGAAACUUUUGGAAAACAGACAUCGUUACGGGCGGAUUGCAAUGGCAAGGAUAGUGGAAUGUGUGCCUAACUUUUCUGAGGGCCGACAUAAAGAGGUCAUUGAGGCAAUAGCCAACGCUAUUGGUUCCACAGAAGGAUGCAAUUUACUGGAUGUAGACCCAGGCAUGUCCACCAAUCGGACGGUCUACACUUUUGUUGGACCUCCGGAGGCGAUCGUCGAGGGUGCCUUAAGUGGAGCCAGAGCUGCAUAUCAGCUUAUUGACAUGUCUCGACACAGUGGUGAGCACCCUCGUAUGGGGGCGCUGGACGUGUGCCCAUUCAUUCCCGUACAGAAUGUGACCAUGGAGGACUGUGUGGAGUGUGCGCGUGAAUUCGCAGAGAGGCUGGCCACUGAACUUGGCGUCCCGGUGUUCUUGUACGGAGAGGCAUCUAAUCAGGAGCACCGUAAAACUUUACCUCAAGUCCGACAGGGAGAGUACGAAGGAUUGACAGAGAGAAUUGUACAAGAGGAGUGGAAGCCAGAUUUUGGCCCGUCUGAGUUCAUUCCAUGUUGGGGUGCCACAGCAGUUGGUGCCCGAAAGUUUCUGAUUGCCUACAACAUCAACGUGCUGGGGACAAAAGAACAGGCUCAUAGGAUUGCCCUGAACAUCAGAGAGCAGGGCAGAGGCCCGCAAGAGCCGGGUCGGCUCAAGUCAGUACAGGGGAUUGGCUGGUAUCUAGAGGAAGGUAACAUGGCGCAGGUGUCACUCAAUCUGACAGACCACGAUGUCACACCUAUACACCAGGCCUAUAACGAGGUUCUCAAAGAUGCUCAGGAGCUGAAUCUGGCAGUGGUUGGGUCACAGAUCGUGGGGCUGGUCCCUCUCAAGUCUUUACUCCAGGUGGCAGACUACUAUAUGGAGCAAGAGAAGCUCUUCAUCCUGGAAGAGGACCAAAAACUUACACUGGUAAUUAACAGAUUAGGACUUAAUUCCUUUGGAUCAUUUAAUCCCAAAGAGAGAAUCAUAGAGUACAUGGUCCAGGAAGAUCGUGAGGGGCCCCUGGUGUCCAUGGGUCUGAAGGAGUUUAUCCUGACAGUGGGUUCCCGCACCCCUUCCCCUGGGGGUGGCUCUGUUGCAGCCCUUUCCGCAGCUUUGGGGGCAGCACUGGGCAGUAUGGUUGGGUUCCUGACAUAUGGAAACAAGAAGUUUGCGAGUCUGGACACGAAGAUGCGUGGAUUGAUACCUCCUCUGUACAAAGCCAUGAAGGAUUUGACGCCAUUUAUAGACGCAGAUGCAGCUGCUUUUAGUGAAUACAUGCUUGCUCUUAAAAUGCCCCAGAAAACAGAAGCAGAAAGAGAAGUACGUGAUCAGGCUAUGCAGCAGGGUCUGCAAACUGCUGUCCAGGUUCCCCUGACUGUAGCUCGUAUAGCUAACUCCCUGUGGCCCACUCUGAAGGAACUGGCUGAAGUUGGCAAUAUCAACUGUAGAUCAGACUUACAGGUGGGAGCCCGUAGCCUGGAAACGGGAGUGUGGGGAACUUUUCAUAAUGUGAUAACAAACUUAAGUGAUAUCAAAGACGAAAGCUACAAAAAUAAGGUGCGUGAAGAGAUUGACCAGGCUGUGAAAACAGCCCAGCAAGGUUCUGCAGACGUGCUCAAAAUCCUUGACCAGAGGAAAGACUAGAGUUGUCUCCCCUGGUGAAAGAGACAUAGUGUCCCUGUCUGCCAGUGUUGGAACAUUGUUAUGCUGGCCCAUAAAAGGAGUUUUAACUCUGUAAAAGUGAUGGCCAAUCCUGUAUGAAUGUGAAUAUAGUAAAGGGAUAUUUUUAUGUGAUUUUUAUGGUAAAUGAGAUAGACUGGCACUUGCUGCCAUAAGAAAUGUUUGUCUGAAGCAUUAAGGCAUUUGACUGCAAGAGCUGUGCAGAGCAUUUUAUGAUUAUUUGGGUAUCCAUAGUUUUCAGAACUGUCAUUGUCUGUAUUUUCCAGUGCUGGUGAGUUUUUGCACUUUUUUGGAGGGCAAAAAACUUGAACAUGUUCUAGGUUAAAUUUUCCCAAGACAAUAGGAGAAAUGAGAAGGGUUUUCGGAAAAUUGACAUAUAUAAAUAGAGAUUGGAGCUUUAGUAGUAAGUUGUACACUCUUGAAUGAAAGUUUGUUGAUUUUGUAUUUUCCAUGACUUUACCAGUUCCAUAUGAUUCCACAUUUAAUGUUGCGAAUGUAGGAAAGGAGCAGAGUGUUGUGUAUACACAGCUAAAUUUAGGAGUCCCUCCAGUGCCCAUUUGAUCUUAUUGUUGCCACGUAAUCAUAUUUCUGCUACAUCAUCUUUCUGCCUCAUGAUCUUAUUUCUGCCACCUGCCCUUUGGGUUGCCACCUGAUUUUAUGGCUGCCAUCUGAUCUUAUGGUUGCGACCUUAUCUCACGGCUGCCACGUGAUCCGCAGACUGCCACCUGAUCUCAGGUGCUGCUUGAUUUCAGGACAGCCACAUGAUCUUAUGGCUGCUUCUUGAUCUCGGGGUUGACAUGUGAUCUUAUUUCUGCCACCUGAUCUCAAGGCUGCCUCAUGAAUUUAUGGCUGAUACCUGUUUUAUGGCUGCCUCAUGAAUUUAUGGCUGAUACCUGUUUUAUGGCUGCCUCAUGAAUUUAUGGCUGAUACCUGGUUUUAUGGUUACCGCAUCAUGUUUUAUCCCGUGGUAUUUUCUUGCUCCAAUUACAUGUAGUUUUAAAAUUGCCACAGGGGUAUUUUACCAGGUCCUGUUUUUCACAGUAAAUGAUAAAAUGUUUUUGAACACUGACAUGGCUUAGCUUUCAUCACAGUGUUGUGAAUGUACACAAUAUAAGGCACUGCAAAAAGACCUGGUAAAGCAAUAGGUAUGAAUUGAAGUUAAUCAGAGGCAGUAGGGAACUGCAAUUUUUUGAACGAAUCUUGCAGUUUUAACGCACUUGAGUGCAUUUCAGCUGUGUUGUUGAGAGUAGCUUGUAGACUGUUAUGUGCAACAGAGUGAGGUAAAAAAGAAAUGAAAGGAAACUCUGGUAUAUCUGCCUAAAGGUCUUACCUAGGUCACAUUUAUAUAGCUAAUACUGUGAUGACAUAAUAUCAGACUAUGGUAAGAAGGAGCUUUUUGUGAUAUCAGAUGUGAACAUUCUAUCCACCCUAAAAUGGUAAAUGUGUAUUUUGUAUUUUUGAUAAUAUGAAGCUUGAUGUAUUUUCCUGUGAAGACAGAGAUGACGGACCAACAUGAACGUGAUUGUAAAGUGUACGAAUUUAUGUAGCAAAAAUUUUCUCACUUGUACACAGCUUUGUAGAUUUAGUUGUGAUCUGAAAACCAUUUUUGUUACAUAUAUACAUGUAUAAUUAUUGUAUUAGCUGAACUGGAAUAAAGUCUAUUUAUAUAAGAACUUGUUAGCUGAAUAAUGUCUGAAAAAAUUUACCAUAAAUGAUAAAUCAUCAGUUUUCAAGUGAUUUUCAAUCUUAGCUUGAAUAGUGGGAUAAAUCUCAGUGGCUCAUAGCUUCAUUUAACAUUGAUGCUGCAGAGUAUUGGCUGACUCAUGCAGUAUAUGUAGUUACAGUGUUGCAGUAAUUCUUGUUUGCCUCAUGCAGUAUACGUAGUUACAGUAGGUCUUGUUUGCCUCAUGCUGUAUACGUAGUUGCAGUGUUGCAGUAGGUCUUGUUUGCCUCGUGCAGUAUACGUAGUUAC
Molecule: messenger RNA, 3704 nt
Organism: Liolophura sinensis
Lineage: Eukaryota; Metazoa; Mollusca; Polyplacophora; Chitonida; Chitonidae
Product: formimidoyltransferase-cyclodeaminase-like
Exons: 14
Coding region: 74-1696 (540 amino acids)
Molecular function (GO): transferase activity; folic acid binding
Source: RefSeq, a predicted model, not a curated record